GCCACGCCGCGCUGGACGAUCGAGGACAGCCGACGACGUUUGCGGAUAGCCGCAUAGGCUGUGCCUACAUCACCGCGGAAAAUUACUCGCCGGGAGCCUGUCUUCCAGCAAGGUGUCCCUGGCCGUGACUGGCGGCCGCGGUGGCCACCAUGAGCGAGCGGCCGGUGGCCGGCAACGCGGCUCACAGCGGCCGCAAGCCAUGCUCGCGCUUCCGCUUCUACAACCUCGGCUACUUCUUCUCGCUCAGCGGACUCAUGGCACUCUGCGAAAUAAUCCUCGGGAUGGCCAUCUAUGCGCUGCUCUGGGACUCGGCCAACGAGCUGGACAAGUUCCUGGUGACCGUGGCCUUCCUGCAGUGGAUGACCGGCCUCUACAUACAUGCCACGAUUGCAUUCUGCGCAACGGGCGCCCGGAUAAGAGGCCUUCUACUAUAUUUGCUGCACCACGGCGUCGGAGCCAUCUUGUACCUUGGCGGCGCCGUUACCACCUUGGUCAGCUCCAUGUACACGCAGACUGACGACAUCAUUCGAACGGCAAGUGUGAACGCGACAGGUGAAGCGGCCCCGCGUCGCUUUAACGAGCGCCGCUUACUCUUCCAGAGCCUCGCCCUGGGUGCGUCGGCGCUGCACCUGAUUCAGGCCACGCGGUACCUGCUCAAACACAGGCCCGGUGCCGAGGGCACUGACGCAGCCGACGAAACCACUUGUGGCUUCGUGGUCGAGACGCGCAUCGCCAAAUUCAAAUCGAGGCCUCCACCCAUACCACCCGUGCCAGUGCGCAUCGACUCGUCGGCCCUGCAGACGCGCCGGGACUCGAGCGCAGUGGCUUCAGUGGCCGCCCGCAGGGAGUCCACUGCCGUGCCCUCGCGGAGAGAGUCCAGCGUCGCCUACCCAGAAUACCUGUAACCUCCCGCGCCCCGCUAUAGUUCGCCCGUUCACUGGAUGUGACAUGUGAACGGACUUUUGGUAUUCACAUGCACACAUCGACCACCUCAACACGGACUGAGCAGCAUACGACUCGAGCAGCCAUAGCAGGAGUUUUUCGGUGAACGAGUUUAAUCGUUCCAUCGACACUGGCAGUUCUCCAGUGUUCUGGUGAUUGCGAGCACAAAGUGCGCUAUUUCUUUCUUUCUUUCUUUCUUUCUUUCUUUCUUUCUUUCUUUCUUUCUUUCUUUUAGAAUUCAUCUCGAAAAAGAGCCUAUGUGGAGAUGAUAAUGGAAAAAUAUAACCCAUAACCUUUACAGCUACUUCUGCGCAUAAAAAGAGGCAUGCAUACAUUACACGCCAUACGCUCACAGAUGCGUUUCAUGGCAGUAACACUGCAAUUCCAAAAGAAUAAUCUACGGGUUAACACGUUCCGCUGGGAAAAUGCCCUUUAGUUGAACAUACACUCACUAACCCACAUUAGUUACGCUUAUCACGCACAACACGUUUUCCUUUUGUCACGCAUAUUGAAUCUUAGUGUCGCAUUUACAUCUCCCAGGGCAUUGAGAACAAGCCCGUGCAUCGCAUAAAAGGAAAGGAAAAAAAAUGCAAUCUUUGUAACCCAGCUUUCCGUGCCCAUAAACAUAUCUCUAGUACGUGGUCCCAUAUCCAUUUCCUUUCCCCAGCACAGGGUAGCCAGCCAGUCUGAGAACUGGCUAACCUCCCUGUCCUUCCGUUUUUCUUUUCCUCCUUCUCCUCUUCCUCCUGCGUUUCUAAACUACUGGGGAUUAUGUAUUACGGGAAACUUAACUCGCGUUCUCACAUAGAACUCAUUGCAACGAAGGGGACGUGAGCCGUUGGGAUACUGCGUAAAAUCAGAAACCGGUACUCGGAUAUGCAUUAGGGGCGCACUCAUUAUGAUCUACUGUAUGCGUGUACGACCUGUCCUGUAAGUUGGAAGUGUUUUGUUUUCUGGACGGGCAGCACAUAGAAUAAAGCUACUUCUUCAUUUAGAAUGGAAGGCU
Molecule: messenger RNA, 1948 nt
Organism: Rhipicephalus sanguineus (brown dog tick)
Lineage: Eukaryota; Metazoa; Arthropoda; Arachnida; Ixodida; Ixodidae
Exons: 6
Coding region: 150-905 (251 amino acids)
Source: RefSeq, a predicted model, not a curated record